AUGGCUGAGCCUGGCUGUGAGACCUCUUCUGGGGAAUGCCCGGGCACGAAGGAACCCACAGCAGCGGACCCGAAGAGCCCGAAGCACAAGCAGCCAAGGCGCCAAUGCCACCGCUGCCGCCGCCGCCGCUGCCCCAACAGUUUCGCCGCCUACUUCCCCAGGGUUCUGCAGCAAGUUCACGAGGGCCUGAGCCUCUCGCAGAAGACCGUGAGCAUCUUGGAUUCGUUCGUUAAGGACAUGCUCGAGCGCAUUGCCGACGAAGCCCCUCGCCUGGCCCGCUCCACCAAGUGCUCCACCAUCACCACCAGGGAGAUCCAGACAGCCGUGCGCCUGCUGCUGCCCGGGGAGAUUGGCAAGCACCACGCCGAGUCCGAGGCCACCAAAGCCAUCAUCAGGUACACCGUCUGCCAAUGA
Odobenus rosmarus divergens (Pacific walrus) is the source of this 414-nucleotide messenger RNA. RefSeq names its product histone H2B type W-T-like. Gene Ontology annotation, molecular function: protein heterodimerization activity; DNA binding; structural constituent of chromatin. The coding region runs from base 1 to 414 and encodes 137 amino acids. Gene Ontology annotation, cellular component: nucleosome. Lineage: Eukaryota; Metazoa; Chordata; Mammalia; Carnivora; Odobenidae. The record is from RefSeq and is a predicted model, not a curated record. The transcript is spliced from 2 exons.